AUGUCCCUCGGGGGGACCACAGGCGACAACACGCGCCUGCUUCGGAAGGCUCCAGAGGAGGAGGAGGAGGAGGAGGAGGAGGAGGAGGAGGAGGAGGAGGAGGAGGAGGAGGAGGAGGAGGAGGAGGAGGAGGAGGAGGAGGAGGCGAUGCAGGCGGAGGGCGUGCGGGAGGUGGCCGUGGCAACUGGCCUGGAGGUGCUGUACCAGGAGACCCCCAACUACCGCGGAGCGGCGGCCGAGGCUGACCGCAUGAUCGAGCCAAGGGAGACGGCUAGGCAUGCCUGGCGAGUGCCAGACCUGGGCGUAGAGCCUGUUGCUAGUGCUGCAGAGGAGGCGGUUACUGAGGGGGGACCGUCUGGACUAGGCGGAGGGAGGAAGGGGGCGACGAGUGGAAAGACGAAUGGCGCAAGCGCCGAUGGUGAGGAAGACAAUAGUGGAGGAGUGGACGGUCAAGGCGACGGAGUGUCUCUUCCACCGGGGGACGAUUGGACUCGUCGCAAGUGGCCUGAUUUGGGCAGCAGCGGGAGCAGCUUCAGCCUGAGCAGCAGCAACAACAGCAACCCCACGUUUUCUGGUUUCCCCCCGCCACCUGUCGCCAACAAUGGCUCCGCUAGUCCUGAGCGCAAGCUGGGCUGGCGCCGUCGCUCGCUCUCCGUCUUGCCGCACAAGGCCGCUCUCAGAUCAACCUCCCCCCUCCGCGGCGUCUUCCCCAGCGUGCAGUCGCUGGGCGGCGGAAAGGAGUCGGCGGCGGGAAACGCGCGGGCUCAGCGGAAGGGCGGGGGCAAACUCGCCAGCGAAGCGGAACGCGCGGGGGCAAUGCCGGUUGGGGGAGCCGCCGGAGCAGCAGGUGGGCCGGCGGGCGCGGUGAUGAGGCGGCAGGGGCUGAACCUGGGUCCGCGGGGCUCCCCGCAGGGGCUGAACGCGCUAGAGGACGUGCUUAAGGGCGGAUGGUCCUCCGCCGAGUCCUCGCCCGCCGUCACCCCGCAGCGCUCCAUGACCGUUGGGGUCGACAGGACCGGCGCUAGGAGGGGCGGCGGGGCUGCUGCGCCAGCUUUCGCCUCGCCGCCCUCUUUUGGCGGGUGGGAAAGGCGAGCCGCGGCAGAGGAAGCGGGAGGAGCGGGAAGGGCGUCAGACCUGGGUGGGUGGGGUGACGGGGAGGAGGGAGGUGCUGUGGCGAGGGGUAGCGGGCUAGGAGGCGAGGCGGUCAUUCUGGGAACGGGAAUGACGGCGGCAAGCGCGGGGAUGGGGGCUGGACAUCCGCGGAUGGUAGGCGCGCAGGCAGGAGGUGGUGGGAGCCCAUUGCGCGCAGCGGUGGGCCUGAGUGGUAGCGCGGAGGACGGGAGAACUGGUGUGGAAGGUAGGUGGGGCGAUGAGGAGCGAGGGCAGAAGAGGGCGAUGCGGUCCAAGACGGGCGAUGGGGCGGCGGCAUGGGCGGGAUGGUCGCACGCAGGCGAGGGGUGGCGGGCGGACGCGGGGAACGGAGGGGAGGCGCAAGAGCACAGGGACGCGACCGGCGCGCAGGUGCUGGGGCGGGCGUGGAGCAGGGCGGGGGAGACAGCAAACGGCAUGGGCGGGGGCAGAGGGGCAGCAGCGGAAGGCGCAGGGGGAAUGGGGAGCAACAAAGGAGCCCUGCCAGGCGUGUGGGGCGGGAGGGGGGCAGGGGGCUUAGGGAGACCUGCUGUGGGGAGGCUGGGCGGCGGGGCAAUGCAUGGGGGGAGUGUGGUGGGCGCAGGCCAGGGGAGAGUAACGGCGAUAGCACGUCACCGCAGUCAGAGUCUGGCGGACCUGCUGCAGACGCAGACAGGCGCAGGGGGGAGGUCGGAGGGCGAGGCGGAUGGGCGCGGCGAGGACAGCGGGAGUGGCAGUGAUGGGGAGGGGGAAGGGGAGAAGUGCAUGCGGCGGGGCUUCAGCCUGAACGCCAGUGGCAGCAGCGCGGGGGGCAGCGGCGCGCAUGUGAGCCACAGCGCCCUGGGACGAGGUGGCGCGCAUGUGCUGCGCCCUCCGCAUCUCCCCAGCCCCAGCCUGAGCGCGCUCCCCUUGCUCUCCCACGCCUCAUCCGUUCCCACCGUUGCUCCCCAAUGGAGGGGCCCGCGGGAGGGAGGGGAGUGGCCAGGGAAGGCGGCGGAGCAGGUGGAGGAGCGGGAGAGGGAGGCGAGAGGGAAGGGAAGAGGGGGAGGCGGCGGGAAAGGCGUAAUUGAUGGGCGGUUUGCGUGGGACGUUCCGUGGCAGGGACUCGUGAAGGGGGAGGGAGGUGAUGCACAGGAGAGGACAUGGGACGAGGAACGCAGGCAGGGCGGGCAGGGAGGGCGGCAGCGCAAGGAGCGAGAGGAAGGAGGUGGUGGUGAAUUGGAGAGGGAGGGGACUGAGGAGAGCAGUGAGGAGUGGGAGGAGCAGGAAGACGGGAGGGCGAAGAACGGCGGAGUGCGAAAGGAGCAGGAUCUAGACGAGACAGAGAGUGAGAGCGAUGGGGAGAGCACGAGUGAGAGAGGUAGCGGUGGUGUGGAAGAGGAGGGGUCUGAGGGCGAAGGCAGCACGGGUGAGAGUGCGCACUGGCAGCAGCAGGGCGGACGUGUGAGCGAGCAGGGAAACAGUGGCAGUGGGGAGGGGUCGGUGGUGAUGGUGGAGAGCGACAGUGAUGCAGACGUGCAGAGCGAUGCAGCGUGGCACAGCGACGCUGAUGGGCGCAGUGCUGCCCCCUCUCACGCUUCCUCCGAGGGUGCUCACAGUGACGCUCGUGGUCAUGUUGUGGUUCAGGGGAGAGGACAUGCAAGCGAUGGGAGGGUUACUAGGGGGUACGGUGGUGAGGGUGGUGGUGGUGGGGUGGAGGAGAGAGCAGGGCGCGAGCAGACUGCAGUAGAUUUGAAGGUACGCGGGAGAGAGCACGGACAGCUGUUGAAAGGGGGGAGGGAUGAGGAGGAGGAGGAGGAGGAGGAGGAGGAGGAGGAGGAGGAGGAGGAGGAGGAGGAGGAGGAGGAGGAGGAGGAGGAGGAAGGGGAGGAGGAGGAAGAGGAAGGGGAGGAUGACGAGGUGGUAGAUGCAGUGCCUAUAUCGCCCACGAUGCUUGCUCUCCUCACAUCCUCCACCACGGCUUACCCCCACCCGUACCCGCUCUCGCCCUUGCACCAUGCGGCCUCCCAGCCUCCCAUGCACAUGCUGAAAGCCAGCAGCAGCAGCAGCGGCAGUGGCAGUGGCGGCAGGCGACUGACAGGGAGUGGGGGCUCUGCCCAGUGCAUGCGAUUUACUGUUCAUGGGCUCAGCAUGGGACGCGGUGGGAUGCCCGCCCCUGUCCAGCAAUGCCUGCCACACACUCAGCUCCGUAGCAUCUUAGAGCUGCUCGUUUUCCCAUCUCACUCUCCCUCGUGCCCUGCUGUGCUCGUCGCCUCACUGCAGGUGGCACCACCCCAAGCUGCGUACAAGGCCAGCCCUGCCACUCCUUCCACGUCCACCCAUGCCACCGCUGCUGCACCUGCCACCACCGCCACCACCGCCACCACCGCCACCACCGCCGGUCCUCUGAACACCAGCAGCAGCCCCGGCAGCCACUUCCCCCUUCGGCCUUCCCCUGCCUUUGCUGCUGCCAGACCCCCCCGCCAACCGGCAAUGCCAGGGGCACAGGCAGCGGGGGGAGGGGGAUCAGCAGGAGGCGAGGGGGGGGAUGGAGGGGAGUUCGGGGCGCGGGGCAGGAGAGAGGGUUCGGAGAGGAGGGCCCUGAGUCAGCCUGCUUCCCUGCCCCCGUGUUGCUCCGUGCACGACCACCAUGUGCAGAUCCCGCCACUCGAUUCCCCAUCACCCACGCACGCGUCACCGUUUGCAUCACCGCACGUGCCAGCAGCCGCCGCCUUCCCCUCCUCCUCGUCCGUGCCAGCCUGCAUGCCCUCCUCCCGCUUCGCCCCCUCCCCUCCGCCCUUCGCUCUCGCCUCCCUGCGCACCUCGUCCCUGCAGCCCUCUGCUGACCCAGCAGCAGCACCAGGGGGCUCGCCACCCGUAUUCUCCAGUGCAUCAGCAGGUGGUGGGCCCGCAGCGGCCUCACCAUCAGCACCCAAGCCAUUGACCUAUCCAGUACCAUCAACAGGAUCAGCGGCAGGAGGGCAGCGUGUGUGUGUGCGGUGUGAGGGAGUGGAGAUACCCAAGCAGGCGCGCAUAGGCGGUGACAUCACCGUGUGGUUCACCCUUCGUAACUUCUCCAAACGACCGUACGCCCCCCCUCCUCGCUCCCUCUUCACCCCCACCUCCUAUCACUCACAACAAAGCAUCUGCUGCUCAUGGUCGCCUGCUGCCGUGGAUCUCGCCCACCCCCUCCUUCCUCAUCCCCGGCCUUUGCAUUUGGACACCUUCCCCCACUCUUCCCCCAACCCUUCCACCCCCCGUUUCCCGUCACGCCCUCGCCCUCCUCUACGCAGAGUGCGGGGGCAGGUGGAGCUGGUGGUGAGGGUGCAAUGGCACACGGAGCAGGGCGAGGCGGUGGAGAGGGAGGCCAGGGAGCUGGCGCUGCCCAUGGCGCCCGCAGACCGCACGCGUGUGGACGUCAGAGUGCCCCUCGAUGACGCCGCUGCCGCUUUCUCCCACGCCUCGCUCUCCGCACACCUGGUGCUUGCAGGCACGCCCGCACACCACAGGCGCAGUGAGGUGCGGCUGGUGCCACCAUACACAGGCCACCCCGCGCACAUCCUGCUGCUCUCAGACGCCUCGCUCUCCCGCCCUCAGUUCCUCACCUGGCGCUCCAUCGCCGCCCUGCUGCACCUCUCCCUCUCCGUCUGGGAUAUCGCUCUGCACUCCUCCCUGCUCCCCCCUUCCACCCCUUCUUCCUCCUCCGACCCCUCCCAACCGCGCUCCACCGCCGUACCCUCUCCUGCGAUUUCUGCAAUUGCCGCUAGCAACCCGUCGCUCCCAGCAGAAAGCAUGCAAGAGACACGCGCAGAGCAGGUGGCGGGUGCACUGGAGGGCGAGUACUCUCACCUCGCUGCCAGGCCACCGCAUGCCGCAGCACCAGGGUCAGUGGGCAGUGGUUGGGGGGGAGAGAGAGGGGGAGGCGGAGGAGGGGGCAUGGGCGCGGCGAGUGGGAGUCGGUCGCUGCAGUGGCAGCACGAGCAGCGCAUGGCGGCAUCCAUGAAUGAUGCUCUGCUCGCCCGCUCCACACAGGGGGGCGCCCAUGCGCCCGUGCAUGGUGCCGUGCAGCACAGUGCAGCGGAGAGCGUGCGGUCGUGGAACGACGCACCUCAGUUCCGCUCCGCUCCCUUCUCAUCCUUGUCUGCUUCCCAUGCCCCGCUUGUCGUCUCGGUUGCGCCCUCGCAGCCACGCGUGUUCGCACAUGCACACACUUACAGCAUGCAGCAACAGGUGCAACAAGUCCAGCUGCUCCCACAGCAACAGCUGAACCAGCAUCAGCAGCAGCAAAUCGGGUUGAGCAGCAACGGUGCUGCUCGCUUUCACUCCCACUCGCGCCCGCCUGAGCUGGUCUUCCCAACUUCCCCGACUGCCUCCUCCCAUUACCCUGCCCCAUUGUCUCCCACGUCUCCUUCCCUUGCUCUCCCAGACUCACCUGCCUCCCCACAUCCCUCACACCACCCGCCCUUCUCUCCCACCGGUCCCACCUCCGUCUCUCACACCCUCUCCUAUGCCCAUGACUCCACGCCUGCGGCACACCUCUCAUCACGCCAUGCGCUGCUGCUGUUGACGCAGAAGGGCCCGCGGGCCAAGCACCUGCGCCACCUGCUGCAUAAGGCCCUGCCUCGCGUGCUCGCUUCUGCCACUGUUGCCGCUGGUGGUGGGCAGAAUUCUGCUGGCGCUGCUGCUGCUGCGCGUGAUGCUGUGGCUGUGCUGGCGGCGGGCAUAGAUCCCAGCGACCUGUGUGAGUUCCUGCGAGUCUCCUCGCGCCUCGUGCGCUGCGUGGAAGUGCCUCUUUCACGGAUGGGUGACGAGGGUGUGCCUGCUAAGGCCACUCGCAAGGGGAAAGGCAGGGCCAGCAUGCUCGCUUGCUUCCGCCCGGUGUCCCCCUUUGCAGCUGCCUCGGCGCACGCGUAUAAGCUUCAUGAGAGCCUGCAGCAGGAGUUUCCAGAGUUUCGCCAUUUCGUCUCCAUCGACCUGCACUCAACAGACGGGCCUGCCCAAUUGAAACAUUUCCGCUGCCCGCUGCCGGCCAUGCUGCGCGUGCUUGCGCUGCCAACAGAGUCCUUCGACCCCCCUCCAGAUGACCUGAUAGUCGCGGGGCACCUGGGCGUGGGGGAUACAUCUGAUGAGGACAGCGAUGGGGAUGGGGAUGGUCACAGUGAUGCUCAUGAUGGUGAAUAUGAUGGCGCUCGUGAUGGUGAUGCUCAUGCGGAUGGGUAUGGGGAUGUGGGUGAGGAUGGCGAUGGGGAUGGAGAUCGGGAUGGGGAUGGGGAUGGCGAUGGGGAAGGAUAUGAUGGCAGUGCAUGGGCAGAGCUGGACAGCCAUGGGGGCAUGAAUUCAUACGGCAGCAGGGAUGCGGGAGAUGCGAGUGAUGGCAAUGCAAGUGACGCCAUGGGGGGCGGGCAUGCGAAUGGCUUUUCGGAUUCUGGCACGGUGCUUGACAGCGGUGACUGGGGUGCUUACAGGGAUGACAGGGGCCACGGGGGAGCGCAGGCGCACAAGGGAGAGGAGGAGAAGGGCGGCACGAGGAGGGGGAGGUAUGCGCGGGGGAGCAGCACAGCGAGUGUGGUGUUUCACGAGGAUGCGGACGCGGAUGACUGGGGUGCUGGCCUGGGGGGCUACUCCCGGAGCACCACUCUCGGGGGCGGCAGGGAGAAGGACAAGGGGCGAGGGGUGGCGGUGCAAGGUGCUUCGGAGAAUGGUUGGGGGGCAGGGGCUUCGGUGAAAGCGUUGCGCGCGUCGUCAAUGCCCCGUCAGAGGGCGAGCGGGCAGGCAAAAGGCGGAAAGCACGCUGUGUCUCCUCCCACGCGCCCUCCUGCUCGUGCCACUUCCCGCCCUGCUCCUGCUGCUGCCAUUCGCCCUCCCAACCAGCGAUACGCCGCCGCUGCUGCUGACGGCUGUGAGGGGCAGGAGCAGGAGGAGAGGGCAGGGCAGCAAGAGCGGCAGUUGAACCGCAACCUGUCUUUCCAGGGCGAGGGGUGGGACGGCAGUGGGGCUCACAGUGACGUGGAGCAGCGGCAGCAGCCGCAACAGCAGGAGGGGCAGCGGGGUGAUGCCAUGGAGGGCAAUCAAGGCUCAGCGUGGACGCCAGGGGGAGGGGGCGGGGAAGACGAAUGGGGAAGUUAUUCCGAGCCAAACAACAGGAUGCAGCGCAGCAGACCACAGCAGCAGCGGCAGCAGCAUGGGCGGGGAAACCAGGAGGGCCCCCAGGAAUUGAGUUCCCAAGGGCGGCAAGGGAGACGCAUGAGAUCACGCCCACCACCGGAGCCUCACUCUCCGCCGUCGCCCCUCCACCUGCCUGUGCCAGCCACCCUCCCUGCUGUGCCCAGCGCCAAGGAUACCUUUGCCUCCCCGGACUCCACGCCCCCUCUCCCCCGGCGCAGCAUCAGCAUGGGGCGUGCGACCACGGGGGCGUCCCUGCCGUCGCGGCUGGCGGACAUGGUGCGCUCCCUCACGCCCUCCCGCUUCGACUACCGCCGCCAUGCACACGAGCAGCGCCAGGGGGCAGAGGAGGAGGCGGGGGAGGAGGGCAGGGAGUUGAGGGCGGUGCAGAGCUUGAACAGCCGUGGCUUCCGAGGCAGCCGCAGUCACGUGAGGGCAGCAGGGAGUGGCGAGGGGGUGGGAGGUGUGGUAACAGUGGCAGCAGGGAGCAGCUUAAGCCGGCUUGGUUUGGGGAAUCAGGGGGCGAGCGCAGGGAAGCAGGGCACGGGGAGGGGUAGAGAAGGGGCCGGGAGGCGGUGGGGUGGAGGGAGAGGCGGUGGGAAUGGUAGCAAGGGUGAGGGCGAGGGGCCAGUUGAGCUCACGUCCUCGCUCUCCCUCCCCAUGUGGGUUUCGGCUCGCAAUCAACCCAGGGAUGUCAGCCCCACGCGCCUCUCCCUGCCACGUGGCAACCCCUCGUUGCGCCACAUCAGCAGCAUGGGUGCAAGGACCACGAGUCGAGUGAACUCCCUGGCACGGAGUGUGAACAAAGCGCCCACUGCCCCUAACCGCAAGGGCCACCUGGGUGCCGCUGACCCCCCCACUUCCUACACCCGCAGCCUCAGCGAGAGCCAUGCCACUGCUCGCCGAACAACUUUGCCAAACCUGCUGGCGAGCCUCGGAAAGCCACCGAAGCUGGUGCCUUUGGAUGGGGAGGGGUCGGAGUACGGGAUGGCAGUGGUGGCGGUGCUGUCAGCGCUGCCCAUGCGCGCCAAGGUGGCUGCUGCCCUCGCAUCGGGCGUGCAACACAGCGCAGGAAUGGGUGGUGGCGGUGGUGGAACCUCGUUUGAGGGCUACACAGGCACCUCCGUGCAUCGCCUCACCUUGCUGCAGGUGGUGGCAGCAUGCAUAUGGGCGGAGCUGCAGUACGAUCUCCUCCACUCACGGCCAGCCAUAGAAGCAGCAGCUGCAGCAGGGCCCGCCACCUCACAUCCCGGUGCCUUCUCUCCCGCACUGCUCCUGCCGCAAGCUGCCGCCCUGCUGGCAGAGCUGGAGCGCCAUGCCUCCACUGCGCCUCACAGCACAACCUGGCCACCCCCUGACGAUGUCGUUCUCGCUCUCUCCUCCGGCCUCCUGGUCCUCGCCUUCUCCCCCACGCUGCCUGUCUCCGCCACCGCUCCCUCCGCUUCCUCCUUCCUCCGGUCCUCCUCCCUCUCUGCUGCCACCCUCUCCCGCCCCUCUCCUUCCUCGCUUCCUCACAACCCCUCGUCUCAGCCCCUCUCACCAGCAGCAGUAGCGGCAGUGCGAGCAGUGGCGAGCCAGUGUGUGUCACGCCUCAAGGGUCUUCUCUCGGCGCAAGGAGGAAGCCAGGGAAGGCUUGACAGUGGUGGCGGGUGUGAUGGGAGGAGGAGUGGGUGGCUGCCUGAGACUGCUGAGGAAGUGGCAGGGAUCCAAGCACAGCUGGCAGUAGCACAGCGCGUGCUGCCUGAUUGGCUGGGAGUGCACCGCGCUGCACAGGAAGCUGCUGCAGUGCACACGCUUGCCGUGCUCCUCGCGACCGGCUCCGAGUUCUGCCCGCAAUGUCUGUCGGAAACGCUCUCAGGGCCCGGUCUCGCGACGCACAAGAUCAUAUCGGCGCGCUUCUUCCUCGACACGCUUCGAUCCGAGCCCGACCUAUGCCGUCUGGUCGCGGCCGAGUCGCAUUACCUGCUCGCGGCUCCGCUCGUGCAGGCCCUCGCGUGCUCGCGAGACGAGGAACUUGCGGCUACGUUAGCGGACUUGGUGGUCUUUCUAGUGAGCAAGGGGAGCGGUCGAGGCGCAAGGAACGACGCGAGCGGGAGCGACGAGGGGUUGCUGCUGGAGAAUCUGGUUCGCGCGGUGGCGGUGGAGAUGGAUAAGAUCCCCGUCGCCUCCUCCUCCAGCGGCCACUGCUUCUUGCUGGUCCUUCUGGGGAAGCUCCUGACGGUCGCGUGCAACCGCUACAGCGCGUUGCCAGCGUGGUUGGCGCAGCAGAACGGCCUGUGGAGUCACGUGGUCAGCACGCUUCACAAGCAGGCACAGGACAGCAUCCGUGCAGAGAGCCUGUUCGUCCUGCACAAGCUCUGCAGCCUGCCAGGCGGCAUGCAGCUACUGGAAGAGAAGCUGCCUGGCAUGGUGUGUGCGGGCAUCGCCCUGCUGCUCUCCACGGACAGCAACGACGUCUCUGCCAACUGCGUCGCCCUCCUCACCGCCCUCUCCGCUCCCUCCCACCCUGCCUUCACGCUCUCAUCACUCGCUCGUUUAGACCACCCAGAAGCGCAGCAGCCAGGAGGUGCUGCCAUGCACGGGCUUGGUUCGCAGGGCUGCGUGGCUGUGGGUUCUCAGAACCCCCGUGCGAGCCAGGCGAUGCACACACAGGGCAAGGCCCCCCUGGGCCUGCGCAUGAUGCUGAGCGAGGGGCUCAAAAAGACUCUGCUCGCUGCUGACUCCGCCCUGCAGCUCGCAGCCCUGCACCUCAUCUCCCAACUCGCUCUCUCCUGUGCGCCCUCACAUGAUGGCUCUGGCUCCGACGAACGGUCCAGAUUUGACUGGGUGGCGAGGGAGGCGUGGGAGGUGGACUGGUGUAAGCAGGAUGAUAUGAGGGGGGGUGAUGGUGGGGGGAUGGUGGAUGAGCGGGGAGCAGCGGCGCUACAGGCGAUGCUGGAUGAGGGGCUGGCAGAGCACGUCUUUGAGCUGCUCCGGUCUGCAGAUAGCGGUCUAGUAGCAGACCCGUUGGUGCCGGCCGCCCUCUCAUGCCUGCUGCACCUCGCAGCGUCGCCUGGAGCUGCAGGGCAGGCGUUUGCGCGGCGCUUUGUGUUUGGCUUCGACACGCUCACAUCGCUGCUGCACAACGCCAUAGAGGCCAACGACUUCCACCUGCAGGCGCUCUCCAUCUCCGUCUUCCUGCACGCCCUGCGCUCCGCUCGCGCCACCCCUAGGGAUGCCAGUCAGUUCCCUCCAGCAAGGCUGCACGGGCUGGUGUCUGCUCUGGCAGGAGUGGUGCGGCGAUUCUGUGUGGACGUAAGGGAGAGGAAGCGCUGGGUGCUGGACCAGAAUGAAGCCUUCUCCACCGCCUGCUUUGGCCUUGCUGUGCUCGCCACGUGGCAGAGCAUUGUAGGCACAGAGAACAUGCAGCUGCUGCGGUUGUUGGAGCAGUGUGUGGGUGAUGGGGCGUCUAUUCUGCCAGCCCUUCAGGACGUGCCCAGCACGGGUGGAUCACUCACAGGCACGGGCGCCAAGCUCCAUGGGGCGUCCUCAGCAGCCCUCCCUGCAGCUGCAUGUGGUGCUGCAGGUGGGACGGAUGAGGUGGCUGUGGCUGUUCUCACCUUCCUGCACGCCUGUGCUCAGCGCUUCCUGCACGCCCAGGCCACCACAGCCGCUGCUGCUGCUCUGGCGUCGUCCCAGCAGGAUGCGGGGCUGUUGGCGAUGGUGGGGGGAUCGCAGGGCGUUCCCAUGUUCCACAGCAGCCAACAGGAGGGCGUGGGAAGGGGCUCAGCAAACCUUGCCCUGCAGUGCUGCAUUGACGACAUAGCCGCUGCUCUUAUGGCUGCUGCGGACAUGCACGUUGCUCCCUUCAUGUUCUCCCUGCACCCGCAGCUGCAGCCCCCACCUGGUCACAUGCACGCGCCCCAAUCAGCAGCAUCACCACCGCCCUUCUCCGACCCAGCGGCCAUUCUCUCCCGUGCAUACGACGUGCUCAGCCACAUGCUGGCGUGUCCCCUGCCCUCCCUUGCACCCAUCGCACGCCAGUUCGCAGCCAAGCUCGCCUCCAGCUGGACCCUCUCCCUCAUCUUCUCCUCCCUGCAAGCCUUCCACCCACCCACUGCCUCCUCACGUGCAGCCCCAUCCUGGCGGCCCCAGUCAGUCGCUCCUCCCCAGGCGUCAGAGGGCAGCAAGUGGGAUGUAUUGCGCAGGGCAAGUCUGCGCUUUGCAGUGCUGCUGUCUACCGUGGCAGCAACAGGCGAGGAGGGGCAAGCGGUGGUGCAGUGGGUGGUGGGCGUGGCAGGGGUGGAGCGCAUGCCGUGGGCUGUCAGUGACAUGGUGCUGCUGCUCGCACAGGGCAGGGGGGAACCGGAUGCUGGCAGGCUGGCAAGAGAUAUGCAGUGGCGCUACCAGGGGGGCGAGAGCAGGGAGGGGAGUGCUGGAGAAGAGGAGGAGGUGCAGGCGGUGCAGUGGAUGGUGCUUCUGAUUCUGUACGCUGCUGUGCAAUUCGAUGACAGGCUGGUGGACUAUGAGGACAUGUUUGGCGCGCUGCAGAGCUUGGUGCUCUCCAACCGCAUCCCACCACUCGGAUUGCCACUCCUCCCCCUCCCCUCCCUCACACCUUCUCCCCACAACCACCCCUCGGACGCCCACUCUCCCCCACCCCCCACCGCCACCCGCUCCACAUUCUUCCUGCUGGUGUUCCUGUCGCUGCACGCGCUGCUGCGCCCCUGCUGCUCCACUGUGUCGUUUGACGCGCAGCACCGCCUCCUCUGCUUCCUGCACCGCCACGCAACAGCCCUCUCAUUCCCCCUCACGGCCUGGCACCUGGCUCUACCGCACUGGAUCCUGUUACAGGACGGUCUAGAGGAGCUCAGCCACAGCCUCGUGCACUCCUGGCUCUGCACUGCUGCUGCCUCCCUGCCGCCUCCCUCUGCCUCAGGGCCCUCGCCCGGGACCAGCAAUGCAGCAGUAGCAGCAUCAAGCAGCGGUGGUGGCAGUUUAAGGAAUGUAGGUGAGAGUUUGGGCGCUGGUGCUUGUGCUGCGGGUGGUGAGACGCCGGAGCUGGAUGCUCUCGGUAGCUUGCUCAGCGGUGGCAGUGAGAGCAGCUAUGCGAGCAGCAAUGGAGUGGAUGAGAUGAGCGGUGACAAGGAGGAGGCAGGGAGGCGAUGUGCUAGGGUGGUGGCAGGGGUGGUGAGGGAGAUGUGGAGGGCGAGGGGGGAGUGGCAGCAGCUGGCACAGGUGACUGAGGCACUGGCGGUCCUGGUGGACAGGCAUCCACAUUUGAGUGCCCGAUUGGAGCAAGGGGCGCUCUCAACCAUGUACAUAGAGGCCAUGCUGCUGAGCGGCUCUAACCUACCGCCGCCUCUGCUGCUCGCCACCCUGCACCUGCUGGCCCGCCUGCUCUCCCACCUGCCCCCUAAGCCCCCCGUCCCUCCGCGCAUGGGAGGGCGGCUGCAGUCACCGCCACAGCAGGCAACAGCGUGGGAACACUUAGCACAGCAGGUGAGAGGAGAUGUUGAUGUUGCCUUUCUUGUGCUGAUUGUGGUUGAGCCACUGGUGGAAUCUACUGCUGUCAGCAGCACUGUGAACGCUGCGCCUCCCACUCCCUCACAACAAGAGCAGCCGCAACACCAGCAGCAGCAGCAGCAGCAGCAGCACUAUAGCCAGGCAUACAGGCAGGCGCAAGUGCAUUGUGGUGAUGGUGGUGCAGGGAGCGAGCAGGAGGAGCGUGGCGAGAGGGAGCAGGUGCUGGUGGGGGCGUUGAGCGUGAUCAACGCGCUGCUAUGGCACGCAACAACACUCUACACAUCCAGUGACGCUGAACCAUGCAGCCAGCCCAACGAGCUCAGCGGAGCAAGAUCAGGCGGCAGCCGUACAGUGGGCGAUGCGCGGCUGAUGGCAGUGGUGGAGGCAAACGAGGACGUGGUGAACGCGGCUGGCACCAUCAUGAUGAGCUCGGCUCUUGUGGCCUUCACAGAGGGGUGUGUGCGGGCUGCUGCACGUGGCAUCUGUGGAACCACUGGUGAUCUCGAGGACACGCCAGCAGUGGCUGGUGGGGGGACGCAAGGAGGGGGAUGUGGUGUGGGUGUGGUGCAGGCGCGAGGGAGUGGGGGAGUGUGGCAAGGCUACUCCUGCCGUGUGCUGCUCUCCUGUCUCACCUUCUUCAACCUGCGUGUCUCAUGGUACGUGCGCCCCUGCCCCCUCCACCCUACCACUAACGAUGCAUGCACCACUCUCACAGCCGGCACUCACAAUCAUGCCCUCCCUGCUGCGUGCCCCAACUGCCUGUCCUCCGUUCACAGGGUGCAUGCACUCGAGGCUGCAUCCAUUCUCCCCUCGGGCAUUCCACCUCUCAAUCUCUCGCUGCGGUUCUCGCCUCCAUCACCGCAACCAGCAGCGGCACCAGCAGCCCUAUCAGCAGCAGCAGAUGAAAGCGCCACUAUUCCUGCCGCAGGCUGUGCCAGUCAGGGCGACCCAGCAGCCCCCAUGCGGCAGGCGCAGCAGCAGGAGCGCCCCAGCGCGCUGAGCUUGGCCUCCGCUUGCGACCUCGCUGCCAUUCUGCUCGCAGCCGCUGCCGGCCAGCUGCCUGCCACCGUGCCCGCACACAGCAGAGAGCAGCGGGUGGGAGGAGCAGCGGGACCAGGCCGUCCCCCUGGGAACAGCAGUGGUUGCGGCAAGGCCGAUGGGGAUGAGAGGAAGGGAACGGAGAGCAGGUCAUGGGCAGGGAGGGCGGGUGGCAGAUGCGGGCAUGCGAGCAUGCAAGACUCCUUUGUGGCUGCUGAUCUUGCCUCGUGUGCCCUGCUCUCCUGCCUCUCCUCUCUCGCCCUCCCUGCACAUGCAUCCUCAGUACAGCCCCCUGCAGUAACAUUGGACCAAGGCGGUUCAGGUACCUUUGCCCGGCCUGCCGUACCACCCCUGCUGCCUGCACCUGGGAGCACCCCAGGUGAAAGCAACCUACGCCUGUCACAGCAGGAGCAGCAGGAGCGUCAGUACGAUGUACCAUCCUCUCAGCCCUCUCCCCAGACCCCUUCCUCUCCUGCUCCACCUGCUGCUCUUCCCUCUCUCUCUCCCACUGUCUUCUGGCCGAUCGCUGCUGCGCUGCAGCAUGCAGCCUCGUGCCCACACCCCCCUGUGCGGCGCAACACGUGCCUCGCCCUCUCCUUGCUGCUGCGCUGCUUUGAUCCAGCCUCUGUCGCUCUCCCCCUGGCAGCCAGCCCCUGGACUCGCCUGCUGCUAGACGAUGCCCUUGCCUCUAUCACUGCCGCCGCUGCUGCCACUGCUGCUGGACCUUCUUCUGCUGCUGUCACUGCUGUUGCACCAGAUGCAGCAGCGGUGCGAGCAGGUGAGGGCAGGCCUGCUGGGGAAGCAGUGCAAGCCCAGUCCACCUCGUGCCCCUCGCCCGCCUUGCUCGACCUCCUGCUCGCGCACAGCCUAGAAGCCCUUCACAUCGCUGCCUCCUGCUUUCACCUCGCCCCACCGACCGCCCCGCCUCGAUGGCUCUCUCAAAUCUUUCAACCUGCCCGGGUCUCUGCUCUCGUGGGCUCGCUCUGGCGAUCCCGUCAGCUGUCUCUGCCUGCCAUUGCCACGUGUCACAGGCUCAUUGGUGUCGGCCUGCUGCCUCGCUCCGUUCUGCCCCAGCUGCUGGACCUCGCUCAGGUAUGGGGAGCAGAGAGGAGGGGUGUGGGGGAUGAAGAUGUGUGGGGGAUGAAGAGGUGUGGGGGAUGA
Molecule: messenger RNA, 14973 nt
Organism: Closterium sp. Naga37s-1
Lineage: Eukaryota; Viridiplantae; Streptophyta; Zygnematophyceae; Desmidiales; Closteriaceae
Source: the annotation of a GenBank genome assembly